Messenger RNA from Balearica regulorum gibbericeps (East African grey crowned-crane), 689 nucleotides. NCBI's taxonomy places the organism in Eukaryota, Metazoa, Chordata, Aves, Gruiformes, Gruidae. The record is from RefSeq and is a predicted model, not a curated record.
ACACUGAAGCUUUUCUGAUGAAAAAUGCUAAAGUCGACCUGUGUUUACAAGCCAGCCCGACAGAUGGGAAUUUACUGCUGGAGGACUGUAAUCCAGAGUCAGGUUUCCAGAACUGGUCUUGCAGCCAGGGCUACCUGGUGGCAAACAGGAAAGGAGUUGUUCUCAAAAAUGUAAGAGGCCCCAAGGCCCAAUGGCAAGAUGUUACACAGAGGAGCGUGUGUGAGAAGAAAGUGGCUGAGACAAAGCAAGACAGGUACUUCCCUGCAGCCCUUGCCAGCACACGCAUGUACGACCACACAGCAGGCAACGUGACCCUUGCGCUGGGUAUAGCUCAAGAAGAGCUGGAGGAGCUGCUCUGGUUCUUCCGCAGAGAAGACCCGUCAACGUGGAAUUACUCCGUCCUUGCACUUUCCUUUGUGGCCAUGAUUUUGGGUCUUUUCCUCCUGGGCAUUAACAUUGCGCGAAACAGGAAAAGGAAGAUGCACGUGUACAGAGGAGCAGAGCAAAUCACACAGCAGGCUGAGCUGGAAGCCAAGCAAGCCCUGAUGCCUGUGCAGGAAUACAGCCCGCCCGAACCGCAAAAGCAGGAGCCGGUGCCCCAGGAUCAGAGAUCGGGAGAUGUGAUGGUCCAGUGGAAGGACGGGACGGUCACAUCUCUGUAUGCAGAGAGGUCUGAGGAUGCCAUAUAA